Anopheles moucheti is the source of this 2928-nucleotide messenger RNA. RefSeq names its product sodium-dependent neutral amino acid transporter B(0)AT3. The transcript has 9 exons. Bases 234 to 2387 code for a protein of 717 amino acids. Gene Ontology annotation, biological process: sodium ion transmembrane transport. The record is from RefSeq and is a predicted model, not a curated record. Gene Ontology annotation, cellular component: membrane. Lineage: Eukaryota; Metazoa; Arthropoda; Insecta; Diptera; Culicidae.
CGCAACCGUGCAGGAACCAGGUGGAUAGCUAUUUGAGGUAGCCCAUCUGUGACAGAGACUAAUAAAACACAAACUAAUCGUGCGAGGUAUUGUACCUUCGACCUGAGCGUAAAAGCAUUGCCCCAUUCGAUAUCUUUAUUCCGCACUCCCGGCCCAGCUUACAUUCGCUUCUUGGUGCUGUUGGUGAUAGUGCUGGUGGCACGGUAGUUGUGCCCGUCCGUGGUGUGGUGGUAAUGGCCAACACUGCACAUCUGUUCCGCAGGCAGAGUUCUCGCGAUUUGAUCCAGCAGGCAACUGUGCGCAGCUUAGAUGAACUCGAACUGAGAGAGCUACGCAGUCGGUUGGUACGGGCAGAGAACGGAUCGCAAAAUGUGGUAUAUGGUGCGACGAACCAGGCGUUCAUCAGCGAUGAUGAUCCACCGAUGGGCCGUAUACUGGACAUUGGACCAUCGGCGACGGGUACACACGGCAAGGACACUCGCAAGCUCAACAUGCAGACAUCGAUCGUAUCGCAACAGCAAGAACCAGCCAUCAUCGAACGGCCAGAAGACGAACGAGAAAGCUGGGACAGCAAGUGGACGUUCCUGCUCGCUACCAUUGGAUACGCCGUCGGUCUAGGAAACGUUUGGCGGUUUCCGUAUCUGGCGCAGAAAAAUGGUGGCGGUGCUUUCCUGGUGCCGUACUUCGUCAUGUUGCUGUUGCAGGGGCUGCCCAUCUUCUACCUUGAGCUGGCGAUCGGACAGCGGCUCCGCAAGGGUGCGAUCGGUGUGUGGCACGAGGUGUCAGCGUACCUCGGUGGUAUUGGCAUCUCUUCCGCCUUCGUAAGCUAUAUUGUGGCACUGUAUUACAACACCAUCAUCGCCUGGUGCUUGAUCUAUCUGCUUCACAGCUUCGAAACACCGCUACCGUGGGCCGAAUGUCCGAAGCGGUUGUUUAAAAAUUUUACGUAUGACAUCGAACCGGAAUGUGUGGUAUCUUCGCCAACCAAGUACUACUGGUACCGGGAAACGCUGCAGGUUUCACCGAACGUUAACGAGCCCGAGCAGAUCAACUACACCGUUGCUCUAGCACUCAUCACCGCGUGGUCGCUUGUUUACCUGUGUAUGGUGCAGGGCAUUACUGAGUCGAGUAAGAUAGUGUACAUAACUGCUAUAUUCCCGUACGUUGUACUCAUCAUAUUCUUCUUUCGUGGCAUCACACUCAAGGGAGCAUCUGACGGCAUCGCACAUCUAUUCACGCCACGCUGGGAAUCAAUUCUGGAGCCAGUCGUUUGGUUAGAGGCCGGCACGCAAAUCUUCUUCUCACUCGGACUUGCGUUCGGGGGUCUAAUUGCGUUCAGCUCGUACAAUCCCGCAAACAACAACUGCUACCGCGAUGCGCUGGUUGUUUCCAUCACCAAUUGCUCCACGUCUAUGUUUGCGGGCGUGGUUGUGUUUUCAGUGAUCGGUUUUAAGGCUACUUCAAUAUAUGACAGUUGCAUCGAGGAGCGAACCGAGAUGAUGCGCCAAAACAAAUCGCAGAGUUUGUUGCCUGUGUGUGAUCUACAAAAAGAAUUGGAAAAUAGUGCUUCUGGUACCGGUCUGGCGUUUAUCAUCUUCACCGAAGCCAUCAAUCAGUUUCCUGCGGCGCAAUUGUGGGCAGUACUGUUCUUCCUAAUGCUUUUCACGCUCGGCAUCGAUUCACAAUUUGGCACACUAGAGGGUGUCAGUACAUCGCUGAUGGACAUGAAAUUGUUUCCCAACGUACCAAAAGAAAUGAUUACCGGGGGUUUGUGCAUAUCGUGCUGCGUCCUAUCAAUGUGCUUUGCUAACGGCGCCGGUAGCUACAUCUUUCAACUGAUGGAUAGCUUUGCUGGAAGCUACACCUUGCUCAUCAUUGCGUUCUUUGAAUGCAUUGGUGUCAGCUAUAUCUAUGGACUUAAAAGGUUCGCGGAUGACAUUGAGUUGAUGACAGGUGCUCGACCUAGUCUUUACUGGAUGCUAUGCUGGAAGUAUAUAUCCCCCAUCGCAAUGAUUACCAUUUUGGUCGCUUCAUUUCUGGAACUUGCCUCCGAAGGCAGCAGCUAUCCAGGGUGGAAUGCACUCACUGGUACAACCGAUCGGCUGGAGUGGCCUCACUGGUGCAUUAUGGUGGCAAUUUUGCUCAUACUUGUGUCCAUUUUGUGGAUUCCUGGGGUGGCCAUCUUACGGCUAUGUGGUAUCAACGUUAUCGAGGAUAGUGAGCCGGCUUGGUUCCCGUCGGCCGAGCUACGCGACGUGCACGGUAUCGUGCCGCACGAACCUACCGAUAUCGAGAUCUCGUUAUUUUGUAUACGCACAGACGGCUCUGAAGGACUUUGCUGCCCAACUUACGGCCCCCGCGAACAGCCACUCGACGAGGAGGAGUAAAGGCUAUGUUUGGUUGUGGACGACGGCAACGGUGUUUGUAAAAACAAAGCAACAAACCAAGCAUUAUCAUCUUACCAAAAAUAACCUACACAAACGUUACAGGUCCGAUGCUUCCCGUCUUUGCCCAUUGUUAAGUUGACAGAGGAUGCAUGCAACCUACCAUAUAAAACGCUAAACAAAGACAUAAAUGCAUCCACGUUCACACGAAGGAAACAUCCAAAUUAUACAUACAACAUUAUCUAGACACAGCUACUCAUAGCUUAAAUGGUUCGAAAGUUUCAAAAGCCAUCAUAUGCUAUGUUAAGUAUAAAUGUUCGAAUUUAGUGUUUAAACGUAAAACGUAAAGAUAACAACCGUAAAACAAAAUAACAAGACAACAGAAGAAAAAAAACACACAAUCAAAUGCCCAGAACAGUGCAAAGCGCUUCCCGGAGCAAGGGAAAAGCGUAAAUAAGCGUAAAUGACAAGACUUGAAAAUUAUACAAAAAAAAAACAAAUUAUCAUCAAUUAACACAGCUAGUCCACCAUGUUGUCGCUGACC